AGGUUCGGCCAUUUUGCUUUGGCGAGGUCUUUCAAUUUAGGAGAAUUCUAGCUACAUGUCUUGGUAGUACUGCAGAUUUCAUUCAUCAAACAAACUCGUUUUAGGUUGUAAUUAAACCGCUUUUUUUUACAACCUCAAAACAACAAGUGCGUUGCGAUCGGGCAUAGGAAUAAAAUAAGUUUUGAAAACCAUUGCAGAGUGGAGUAAAACUUGGAAGAAUCAUGGCCACCGCAACCCCAAGCCGCGCCGCGCCUGCUGGAACCCCGCUCUCCCCGACUAGGAUCUCACGCCUCCAGGAAAAGCAAGACCUGCAGCAUUUGAACGAUAGGCUUGCCGUUUACAUCGACCGAGUCCGGUCACUAGAGCUUGAAAAUGACCGGCUCAUGGUGAAGGUCUCCGAGAAGGAAGAAGUCACUACACGCGAGGUGACUGGGAUUAAGACCCUGUACGAGGCGGAGCUAGCAGACGCUCGGCGUGUCCUGGAUGAGACGGCCAGGGAGAGGGCCAGGCUGCAGAUAGACCUGGGGAAGGCCAACUCUGACCUGGAGGAGGUGACCAGGAGCCUGAAAAAGAAAGAUGGCGACCUGGCUCUUGCCAUGGCUCGGGCCAAGGACUUUGAGGCCCAGUUCAACAAGAGUGAAGCAAACCUGGCCACGGCCCUCAGCGAGAAUGGAAACCUGGCUGCAGAGGUUGCCGACCUGAAGGCCCAGCUAGCCAAGGCUGAAGAUGCCCAUGCAGUUGCUAAAAAGCAGCUGGAGAGCGAGACUCUGAUGCGGGUGGAUCUGGAGAACCGCUGCCAGAGUCUGAUGGAGGAGCUGCAGUUCAGGAAGAGCAUGUUCGACGAGGAGGUGCGUGAGACGCGUCGUCGUCGUGAGAAGCGCACCGUGGAGGUGGACAGUGGGGUGACCCAGGACUACACGUUCCAACUGGCCCAGGCUCUGCAGGACCUGCGCAGGCAGCACGAGGAACAAGUCUCCAUCUACAAGGAGGAGCUGGGCAACACCUUCCAGGCCAAGCUGGAUAAUGCCAAGGUGUCGUCUGACCUGAAUGACAAGGCGGUGAGCACCGCUCGGGAGGAGCUGGAUGAGGCUCAUAUGAGGAUCGAGAGCCUGGCCUACCAGCUCUCUGCCCUGCAGAAACAGGCGUCUGCCAAUGAGGAGCGUGUGCGUGAGCUGGAGGACCUGAUGGCUGGAGAACGGGACAAGCACCGCAAGCAGAUGGACUCCAAGGAGAGGGAGAUGGCUGAGAUGAGGGACCGCAUGCAGCAGCAGCUCAACGAGUACCAGGAGCUGCUGGAUGUCAAACUGGCCCUGGACAUGGAGAUCAACGCCUACAGGAAACUACUGGAGGGAGAGGAGGACAGACUGAAGCUGUCCCCCAGCCUGUCCGGCCGUGUGACAGUGUCCCGCGCCAUGGGCGGCAGCACCUCUUCCCGCUCCUCCCGCGCCAAGAGGAAGCGCGUGGAGCUGGAGGAAGAAUCAGUGGUCGUGCCUCAGGUCCACAUCAGCCAGGAGGCAGAGGCCGUCGGCAGCGUCGCCAUCGAGGAGACUGACCUGGAGGGCAAGUGUGUCACCCUCAAGAACGACUCAGACAAGGACCAGUCUCUAGGUAGCUGGAGGCUGCAGAGGCAGAUUGGAGAAGGAGAGGAGAUCACCUACAAGUUCUCCCCGAAGUUUGUCCUCAAGGCUGGCCAGACGGUCACGGUGUGGGGAGCAGACGCAGGCGUGUCUCACAGCCCCCCCUCUGACCUGCUGUGGAAGAGCCAGGCCUCCUGGGGCACCGGGGACGACAUCAUCACCACCCUGGUGAACUCUGACGGAGAGGAGGUUGCUAAGAGAACCGUCACCAAGAUGUUGAUGGAGGUAGAGAACGGAGAUGAUGACGAUGAUGACUUCGAGGAGGAGGAACUGAGAGGAGAAAAGGCCUCUUCCAGGGAAUGUUCAAUCAUGUGAAGAAGUUCCCCAUUCUUGAGUUUGUUUUCCUACAAAUUCUGCUUCUGUUUUUCUACAGCCACUCAAAUGUUUUUGUAUAAUUCUGUCUUGUGUUCUUAAUAUUUUUUUAUCUUAUAAGACAAGGUAAGAGCCUGCCCAUAUUUUUAAGA
Molecule: messenger RNA, 2101 nt
Organism: Coregonus clupeaformis (lake whitefish)
Lineage: Eukaryota; Metazoa; Chordata; Actinopteri; Salmoniformes; Salmonidae
Product: lamin-B2
Exons: 12
Coding region: 222-1952 (576 amino acids)
Source: RefSeq, a predicted model, not a curated record